Molecule: messenger RNA, 1206 nt
Organism: Caenorhabditis bovis
Lineage: Eukaryota; Metazoa; Nematoda; Chromadorea; Rhabditida; Rhabditidae
Source: the annotation of a GenBank genome assembly
AUGCUUCGUUCAUUAGUGACGAGUAUUUCAAACGGGUCUGCACCAGAAUGGGCGUGUAGAGUUUUGGUGACUUCUAGUAGUCAGAUGCAACAGUCAAGAGGUAGGCGGCGAACAUUGACGCCUGCUCCAUGGCUUCCACCUGUCCAUGAGCCGUCGCAUAGCAAAACGCCACUAAGCCCCGAUACAAAGCAACUUCUAGAGAAAGUACUGGAAACUGAAAACCAGAUAUUGGAGAAAACAGCAAAUGAUUCGUUAUUAGAAACGGCAGCAGUUAUCGCUGAGAUUCCUGAAAAUACUAGAAGAACAGGAUUAGUUGUUAGAAAAAUUGGAAUGCUGCCACAAUGGACUGCGAAAGGUGACAGAAUCCUUUGCACACUUUUAGAAGUUUUUGAGAAUAAUGUAGUUAGUGUAACCUCUCCUCAAGAAUGGUACAAGAAAAGUGUUGUUGGAAAAAGGAAAGCCUUUAAUAGAUGUGGGCCGUUAUGGAAGGUCACUGUUGGGGCAGGAAAUGCAAAUCCGACCCAAUAUUCGGUUGGAUACCGAAGGCAAUUUUUACGAGCUGGCAUUCCGGUGAAGGAAAAACUUGGUUGCUUUAUUGUAACAGAAGAUGCUCUUCCGGCUGUUGGACAACCUCUAGAUGCUCGCCAUUUUACCGUUGGACAAUAUGUUACUGCUACAGGAAAAACAAUUGAUUGGGGAUUUCAAGGAGGAAUGCAUCGUUGGGGAAUGAGAGGACAACCGUCUCGAAGAACAACGAAAUCCCAUCGCCGUAUUGGAUCAGUUGGUUCUGUGGGAGAUGCCAGAAUUUGGCCAGGAAAGCGUAUGCCAGGCCAUAUGGGUUACGAAUGGAGGACUGUUAGUGGUCUCGAGGUUGUUCGCAUGAAUAUCGAUAAACAAGUGAUUUAUGUGAAAGGAUCGGUCCCUGGGGAUAUUGGAGAGACUUUAUUGCUUAAAGAUUGUGUGCAAGAAGAGAAGAAAUUAAAGAAAGGGCCUAUGCCAACCUGGACGCCAAGCUUAGAAACAAUUGAAGAAGAACCGGAAGAAGUUCCAGAAGGAGCAAUUCCAAAGGAACUUCUCUACAAUGAAAUUAUCUCUCCAAAGUUGUUCAGGUUCACCUCGCCAUCGAUUACCUUCACUGAUUCGGAUGCCAAGAAGACUGCCGGAAGAGAUAAGACAAAAGCGAAAAUUGCGAAAGUCAAAAAAUGA